Messenger RNA from Aquila chrysaetos chrysaetos, 5307 nucleotides. It is a transcript of the gene MACROD2, whose product is annotated as mono-ADP ribosylhydrolase 2. Lineage: Eukaryota; Metazoa; Chordata; Aves; Accipitriformes; Accipitridae. The transcript has 20 exons. Gene Ontology annotation, molecular function: ADP-ribosylglutamate-[protein] hydrolase activity. The record is from RefSeq and is a predicted model, not a curated record. Bases 117 to 1496 code for a protein of 459 amino acids. Gene Ontology annotation, cellular component: nucleoplasm. Gene Ontology annotation, biological process: DNA damage response; purine nucleoside metabolic process; peptidyl-glutamate ADP-deribosylation.
UGGCAGCAGACAGCGGCGCGCGGCGUCGGUAGCGGUCGGCUCUGGCGCGGCGUCUCGUCCACCCCCUCGUGAGCCUGGGGAACCUGCAGCUCAAAGCCGCCGCCAGCCACACCACCAUGUACCCCGGCAACAAGCGGAAAAAGCUGUGGCGGGAGGAGAAAGAGCGUUUGCUGAAGAUGACCUUGGAAGAAAGACGCAAAGAGUACUUAAGGGAUUAUGUUGCACUGAAAAAUAUUCCAACAUGGAUGGAAGACUUAAAAAGUAAGAGCGAAAGUGAUGGUGAAAAUGCUAAAGAAGAUCUGCAAGGGAAGAAAAGUCUGAGUGAGAAAGUUUCCCUAUAUAGAGGUGACAUUACGCUGCUUGAGGUUGAUGCCAUCGUUAAUGCUGCUAAUUCCAGCCUUCUUGGAGGUGGAGGAGUGGAUGGCUGUAUACACAGAGCUGCCGGGCCCUGCUUGGUUGCUGAAUGUCGUAACCUGAGUGGCUGUGAGACUGGACAAGCAAAAAUUACGUGUGGAUAUGACCUACCUGCAAAAUAUGUGAUCCAUACUGUUGGGCCGAUUGCAAGAGGCCAUCUCACUGACACUCAUAAAGAAAACUUGGCAAAUUGCUAUAAAUCCUCUCUGAAACUGGCAAAAGAAAACAACAUCAGAUCAAUUGCAUUUCCCUGUAUUUCAACAGGAAUUUAUGGUUUUCCAAAUGAGCCUGCUGCUGUCAUUGCCCUUAACACUAUUAAGGAGUGGUUAAGCAAGAAUCAUAAUGAGGUGGAUCGUAUCAUCUUCUGUGUCUUUUUGGAGGUUGACUACAAAAUUUUCAAGAAGAAAAUGGGCGAGUUUUUUCCUCUAGAUGAUGCUAAUGAAGAAGGGAUUGAGCUGAGUGAAGAGACAGAAGGAUUGGAACAAAAAGGCCAGCCUCCAUGUCCCACAAAGAGCAAAGCAGAGCAGCCUGAGGCCCUGCAAGAUGAUGCUGAAGGUGGUAACAGCACAGAAGAAAAGCAAAACACUGAAGAAACCGAGGCCCGGAGUGGAGAAGCAGAUGAGACGAAACCUUCAGCUGUAGCCAGCCUGUCAGCAUCAGAAGAAGCAGAGCUGAGUGAGGAUAAAGACUCCCUGAAAGACUCCAAAGGCACACGGGAGAGUGACCCAGUGCAUCCUGUGGGAUGUGAACAAGAGCAAGCUGAAGGACAACCGGAUGUUUCUGCAGAGGAAGAGAUGAAAACUGGGGCAGAUUCCCAAAGCUCCUGCAUGGAAAUAGGAGAGCCGUUGUUGAACCAAGAAGACACAACAGAAGUUGAGAUACCUUUGAUUCAUGGUGCAGAGGAAAAAGAAGAAGAAGGAAAAGAAGGAGGAGGAUGGAUGCAAGGGAAAGAGGAAACUUCUGUGGAGCCUAUGAAAGUUGACCUCACAUGUGAAGCAGCAGACGUUUCAAAUAAGGAUGCUGAAAUGAAUAGUCAAGUUGAAAGUAUAAAUGAUCCUAUGGAAACAGAGCGGGAAGCUUAAGUAACAGGAAGGAUGCAGGAGAGGAGAGACCCGAGGAAACCCGACGGGCAGGCGCUGACAUCCUACAGCAUCAUUCUUGGCAGAAAAGAGCACACAGAGAUGCUCCGUGGGUUGGGUGGGAGGGAGCUUUGGGGAAAUGACUCUCUGCUUUAAUUUCUCUUUGUUCUUCAUUGCAUUUUGUUCUGUAAGCCUGUUGGAAAGAAACAUAACUUCCCAGUUCUAACAAUGUUUUGCAAUUAUCCCUGCAAUUACAACAGUUUCUUCUGAACUGUGAGUCCCUGUCUGAUAUUGGAUCUCUUCCUCCUGCAUCAUAUCAUCAGUAGCCUGUUUCCAGGCCCACCCCUUUCCUAGCAUCUUUAUCUUAUUUCCCAGUUAUGGUACUAUCUGCAGGCAACCUGUGGGAGCCCGUUUAUUCUCCCCCCCACCUCCUUUUUUUUUAAAAAAAACUGUUCCCUAGGAUAUAAAUGGAGAUUUUCUUCAAGAACACGAACUGCCACAAAGGAUUAUAAUCCACACACACUGAUAAACAACUGCCCUCCUUGUGCUAGGGAUUUGCAAGACUAGAUGCUCCAUAAUCUCAGAAAUAUUGAUAAGGACAGCCCUGCACAUUGCCCACCUCCAGGCUUGUCGAUUGGCAGCUCCUGCCGGCACCCGCCAGCAGGUCGCUGUGUCCGAACCCUGGCUGCUAGAAGAGGCGCUGGCCGGAUUCCCUUGAGUCCAUGCUGGAAGCAGAGUUUGCUCAUUAACUCUAUCAUCCCAAUGCCUCAGAUAAAUACAGCUCCUAGCUUUAACAACUUCACACUGUAUCUUAUGUGAGCCCUCAUUAUAUUUUCUACUGCAUAUGCAUGAUUUAUUUUUUUUAAAUUUUUUUAAAAAAGCAAUUAACAGUUAUUUGGAUAAGAAUGUCUCACCAUAUGUCAAUUGUUCUGCCAGCAAAUGCUGCACUGAAAUUUUUAGAAAAGGAACAAAAGGGUUUCACAUACGUUUCCCAACCAUGCUGUAACUGAAACUGAUAGACAAUACGCUCAAUGGAAAAGCACGCAACCUGUGUCCAGGGUGUGAUGUGCUACAAACUGCAUUUUAAAAUGCUGCUGAUAGUAAUUUGAUCGUGUUAAGCAAGGUAAUUAAUUCUUUUCUUUCUUUUUUUUUUUCCCAAAUAUGCAUGAAUCCCAAAAUAGUUAUUUACUAGCUGGCCAAAAAAAAGAAAAGAAAAAAAAAUAUGUAAAAACCAAGGUAAGACAUAUCUCUAUCCUCCUGUGAUCUGGGUUUAUCCCAGCUAGAGUAGGUUUGGUGAUAAAUCAUCUGCUGGUGUAACAGCAAGUCAAAUGUGGCCCUAACACACCUAGAACUGGCUACAGCAGUUGAUGGCUGCUGUCAGCUGCAGGUUAAUUCAAAAGGGUGUCAGGACAAAAAAGGAUUAGAAAGGAAAACAAGAAGAGUCCCAGAUUUCACCCAGAGAGUACAGCCCCUAGAAGGGCAGCCCCGUAUCUUCCUAUGUGCAGCUUCAGCAUGUUUGCUUGUGGUGGGAUCGAAAGAGUAUUUCUUUGUGCUGGCUCCUGUGGUUUUUUAACCCAGGUGACACUAGCACCAGAGAAGAUCUCAAGGAGCUGCUUCGUCACCCAUUUGUCCCAGAGAUCGGUCGAUGUGUAACUCUGAAUUGAAUCGACUGUGGAAGGAGUAAAUGACCUGACGUAAGCCUAUGAAUUGGGUUUAUAAUAUUGCUAAGUUUACCUAAAUUUGCUAGGUACCAUUCCUCUGGCCCUUGUUCUCCACAGAGCACCCUUGAACGGACUCCUUGUUCCCUUUGAGGUGUCUCUGCUGCUUUUCUUUCCCAUCCCUGGGAUCAUGCUUGACAGAACGUGUCUUUUGGGACAUGGAUUUUUUUUUUCCUGCUGUUCCUUCACCUUGUCUCCAGCUGAUUGCAGUUUUGCGGUGGGAGGCUUUGUGGGUAGUACCUCUACAUGGUGUGCAUCCCAUAUGUUCCUGUAUAUUUUCCAUACCAGGUGAUUAUGAUUGAAACGGCCUGUCAUAAUAGGUGGGGCAGGAGUGGAUAAAUACCUCGGGAGGAAGGGGAAUAAAUGCAUUGGGUGUGUCUCUUCUCAAUUCCCCUUUUGUGUGGUUGCUGUGAAAAGACCAGGAUUGAAGGGUUCCCUCCAUCUAGGUAAGUGAGGGAACUGGCCCCGUAGGGCUGGGAAUGAACUCGGUGAGCUCUGUGAAAUGUUGAAGAGAUCCAAGGCGGCUGGCGUGAACUGAGCUUUGCAGAGCUGCAAUAACUUCAGUCAACGGACUACCCAGUCCCCUGAAUCUAGCUCUGUUCUUGUUUCUGUUGUGCUCACCCAUGGGCAACGUUAAUGGAGCUGUAGGCUGCCCUUAUCUGCAUGUCGGAUGUCUGUCUCGCCAUUGCCAGCCUUGGUUUUAGCAAGGGAGCCAAAGGGAUAGCCAAGCAGGAGGCUGGCUGCCAAGGUGUGACGGUUCAGCAAGGAGACAAAGGCUCCUUAAAAUCCUUGUGAAGACUGACCAAUAGUUAAAAAAAAAAAAAAACUGCAAAGAUGUGUCACAUUAGACACUCUCUAACCCCUGACAGUAAUUUCGUUGCACUUUUCAUUUAACCUUGGUCCUCAAACAGCAGCGAGUCUUUGAAACCAUGAACCAUUUGCCCCAGGAUGCAGCGGCAAAGCGUGAAGCCCAGGUAGGAAGUGUAAAGCAAGGAAACGUAGGAGUUUAUUAAGUCCUUACAGGACAAUUUGCAGCCGCAUCUAUAUCUGUCUGUCUUCAGGUGGGUUUUGGUUUGAGUUGUUGGGGUUUUUCACUAGGCAUAAAGUGAGUAGAGUGGCAGCAUGAGUUCUUCUGCUGAGUUAGUAGUGAACGCUGAACCCAUGCCCCUCAAUGCAGUCUCCGCCACUCUUGCUGGAGCUGCAGAAAUGGAAGGAGCUGGUUUUGUAGAAGAGCAAGCAUCAGACCAAGAAUCACCCCACAGGGAUUUAUGACAAGGAUUUUGGUUUAAACCUGCAAUGUGUUUGCAGUAGGUGGCAUAAAGGGAAUAGCAACGCUUUGGUGCUGAUGUUUGCAUACAAAGUAUCAGGCUCUGCUUGAUUGUUGUUUCUCCUAUGCCUGAAAGCGCUCAUGCCUACCGUUAGGCACAAUAUUCUUCGGGCUGGUGACUGCUCCGAUGAUGAAUGGGUUUCCUUCCAUACAGAUAUCCAAAGGGGAUGUUUGAGACAUAGUCUGUAAUAAUGGGUCACACACUUGCUGCAGCUAAUAGUCAAUCUUUCUGUAAGGCACUGAGAAACUUUCUCUGUGAAUUAACACUGUUCUGCUUUACGCACUUGAAUAAAAAUAUAUGAAAAAAAAAAAAAGACUUUUCUCUAUAUGCAGUGCAUGCCAGCUUUGCUUUUAAAAUUACAAACUUAACAGAGUAUGUGGAUCUAUUUUCUCGGGGAAUAGGGGUUUUUAUCAUAUGAUUCAUCCAGGAUUUGCCUUACCCUGACAUUUGUGAUAUAAAGGAAAGUUUAAAAAAAAAAAAUUUACAAAUUAAAAAAGGGUAAUUUUCUCGAUCCAAAACUAUGUUUUUACUUCUGUGCAAAGAAAUGUAGACUGUUGUUUGCAAAAUGUCUUCUAAUAGAUAGUCUAGCAGCUAUAUUGGUUAACACAUCCCUCUUCCGUUACUCUGUCAUUUACAUGCUGAAUUUGCCUCCCAGUCUGUUAUUUUUCCUUCUGUCUGUGCCAUGCAUUGGAAAACUUAAAGAACCAAUGCCUUCGUACGAUGAUGUUUGUUAAAGCGAAAUGUUAAUAAAGCUUGUCCUGAAGACGA